AUGCAUGUGUGUAUUCAUAUGAUAACCAUGGUGAUACAUGGAUGGAAUUAUGAUGUGUUCCUCAGUUUUAGAGGUGAAGAUACAAGGACAAGUUUCACAGGCUCUCUCUAUCAUGGCUUACACCAAAAGGGUAUCAAUGUUUUCAUUGAUGAUGAGAAGCUUAGAAGAGGAGAACAAAUAUCUCCAUCUCUUAUUACAGCCAUUGAAGAAUCUAGGAUUUCAAUCAUUGUGUUUUCUGAAAACUAUGCUUCCUCAACUUGGUGUCUUGAUGAGCUUGCCAUGAUUCUUGAGUGUUGGAAAACAAAGGGACAAUUGGUUUUUCCAGUUUUCUACUAUGUUGACCCUUCUUGGAUUAGGCAUCAAAGAGGAAGCUUUGGAGUUGCAAUGGCUAAACAUGAAGUCUCAUUCAAGGGUGAUGUUCAAAGGUUGAACAAGUGGAAAAAAGCAUUGUUUGAUGCAGCCAAUUUAUCGGGUUGGAGCUUAAAAAAUGGCCAGGGGUAUGAAUAUGAGCUUAUCCUAAGGAUCAUUGAUGAGGUUUGUAGCAAAUUAAAUAACACUCUUUUGCAUAUUUCUGAGCAUCCGGUUGGACUAGAAACUCGCAUAUCCGAAGUAAAAUCACUUUUGCAAUUUGAAAAGCCUGUUGAAGAAGUUUGUUUCUUUGGAAUUCAUGGACAUGGAGGCAUAGGAAAAACAACAAUUGCAAGAGCAUUAUACAACUCAAUUGCGAAUGAAUUUGAAGUGACAAGUUUCCUUACUGAUAUAAGAGAAAGCUCAACUCAAAGACAAGGCCUAGUUCAACUUCAAGAAACACUUCUGUAUGAAACAGUUGGUGAAAAGAACAUUAAGCUAGGAAAUGUUUAUAAAGGAAUUCCAAUUAUAAAGAAGAGAUUAUGUUGCAAAAAAGUACUUUUGAUUCUGGAUGAUGUUGACAAAUUGGAACAGCUUCAAGCAUUAGCAGGAGGCCGCGAUUGGUUCGGUUUCGGAAGUGUAAUAAUCAUAACAACAAGAGAUAAACAGUUGUUAGCUUCUCAUCUAGUUGAUAAAACAUAUGAAGUGAAGAAAUUGAAUCAUGAAGAAGCUUUUGAACUCUUUACAUGGAAUGCAUUCAAAAGAAAAGCAAGUGAUAAGGAGUAUAUGGAGAUUUCCAACAAUGUUGUGCUUUAUGCUGAAGGACUUCCAUUGGCUUUGAAAGUAAUGGGAUCUAAUUUGUUUGGUAAAACAGUUGAGGAAUGGAAAUCUGCAUUGGCUAAAUAUGAAAAGAUUCCUAAUAAAGAAGUUCAAAAUGUACUUAGAGUAACUUUUGAUAACUUAGAAGAGAAUGAAAAGGAGAUUUUCUUGGAUAUAGCUUGUUUCUUCAAGGGUGAGACUGUUGAAUAUGUCGAAAAAACACUUCAAGCUUGUGGUUUCUUCCCAAAAUUUGGUAUCAGUGUACUUACUGAUAGAUCUCUUGUAAGUAUUGAUGAAUAUAACCGAUUGAGAAUGCAUGAUUUGAUUCAAGACAUGGGCAGGGAAGUAGUUAGAGAAGUUUCGCCGUUAGAGCCUGGAAAACGGAGUAGGUUAUGGAAUCAUGAGGAUGUUAUUGAAGUACUAACCGAAAGUUCGGGGACUUACAGAAUUCAAGGCAUGAUGGUAGAUCUCCCUGAUCAAUAUAUGGUACAUUUGAAAGAUGAUUCCUUCAAAAAGAUGAAAAACCUCAAAAUUCUUAUAGUUAGAAAUGGACAGUUUUAUGGAAGCCCUCAACAUCUUCCAAACAAUUUAAGGAUGCUUGAUUGGAUGGAAUAUCCUUCAUCGUCUUUGCCACCGACUUUUCAGCCAAAGAAACUUGUUGCACUCAACUUGUCGCGCAGUCGCUUUACAUUGCAAGAACCAUUCAAGCAUUUCGAUUCAUUGACUUCUAUGGAUUUGAGUCACUGUGAAUUCUUAACGAAGCUACCAGACGUUUCAAGUGUACCAAAUUUAACGGAACUAAAUCUUGACUAUUGUACAAAUCUAGAAAAAAUUGAUGACUCUCUUGGAUUUCUUGAGAACCUUACCGAGUUAAGGGCUUAUGGAUGCACAAAACUUAAAGAUUUUCCACAAGCUAUCAAAUUGACAUCAUUGAAAACUCUAAUUCUUAAUUGGUGCUCAAGUCUUCAAACUUUUCCAACAAUUUUGGCGAAAAUGGAAAAUCUCAUAUCUAUUUCAAUUGAAGGAACUGGUAUUGAAGAAUUGCCUCCUUCCAUUGGAAACCUUGUUGCUCUUGAAGAAUUAAGCAUGACCUCUUGCUUGCGUCUCAAGGAACUUCCUGAAAACAUUGAUAUGUUGCAGAAUCUUAGAAACCUUGAUAUCGAAGGUUGUCCGCAAUUGAGAAGCUUCUUGACGAAAUUGAGAGAAUUAGGAAAAUCUACUCUUACAUUUGGUAAUGUUCAAUCAUUGAAUCUAGAAAACUGUGGUCUUAUCGAUGAAGAUCUUCCCAUAGUUUUCAAAUGUUUCCCAAAUUUGUCAUCAUUAGUCCUUUCGGGAAAUAAUUUUCUUACUCUUCCAAGAUGCAUACAAGAAUAUGAUUCGUUGCAAAUGCUUCACUUAGACGACUGCAAAGAACUCCGAGAAAUUCCAUGCAUUCCUCCCAAUUCGCGAUAUAUUAAUGCAAGAAACUGCAAAUCAUUGACUGCAGAGUCAUCAAACUUGUUACUAAGUCAGGAAACUUUCGAGGCAUGUGAGUUACAAAUUAUGGUUCCGGGAGCAAGAAUUCCAGAAUGGUUUGAUCACAUCCGCGAAGGAGAAUAUAUGACCUUUUUGGUGCAUGAAAAGUUUCCACCAAUCAUUUUAUGUUUUGCUCUUGCAAUAGAGAGUGAAAUGAAGAAGAGUUUCAGUUGCGAAAUCCGAUUUUAUAUAAAUGGUGAAGAAGUUUAUGAAUUGGAAAUACCAAGAAGUUUUUCAGAAAUGGUGACUGAUCAUGUAUGGCUGUUUGAUUUGAGGACUCAUCCAUCAUUCGAGUUUCACGAUCUUGAGUCGUAUCUUGUUGAGGAUUGGAAUCAGAUUGAGAUUUCUUGUGUGAAAAUAAAUGAAUCACCAAAUGUGAAUAUAAGCUGGUGUGGAGUACAUAUAUGUAGACAAGAAGCUAACAUGGAAGAUAUCAUAUUUAAAGAUCCUGAUGUUGAUUUAGAUUCAGAUCAUGAAGCAAAAGAUGAUGAAGACAUGGAAGCAUUUUAUGCUAUUCUUGAUGCAGAGAAUAGUGAUAACAAAGUGGUUUGUGAAUCAUCCAACAGAACAAAGCCAAGUGAAGAAACCAAGAAAGUUUUGAAGACACUUCAUGAUUAUCUCACCAAAGAUUUUUCAGUUCUUUUAAGGCCUAAUGAGUACAACACCAUGAAAUCCACCUUAGAUUACCUCACAAAUUUACCUACAGAAGAAAGAAUAUCUGUUGAAAUAAGAUCAUUAGUCAUAGAAGUUUCAAGACAGUUCACUUGUUGGAGUUAUGAUUACACAAAUGAAAGCAAGAAAAUAGAGUCUACAAAAGCAAAAUUGUUAAAAAGGGAUGAAUUAGAAGAGGGUCUUGAAGCUAACAAAAGCCUUUUUAGAGAAGUUAAGUGUUUGGAAAAUGAGUUGUUCAAUGAGUUGGAAUAUUUGGAGGAAAGGAAGAAAGAGCUAGAAGAACUAAUAAAUGGUGUUAGAGCUAAUAUAACUGCUUCACAAGAAGCCAAGAACAUGGUUGCUCAUACCAAGAGAGAAAUCUUUGAGAAAGCAAAGAUUCUAAAAGUUCAAAGAGAUGAAUUAAAGGAACAAGUGCAUUGUUUGAGAGAUGAGCAUGAAUUGGCUAAGAAAUCUCAAGCAAAUAUAAGAGAUGAAUGGUUAAAGCUAGGUGAAAAGUUUAAUAACACUAUAAAGAAUGAAAAAUAA
Molecule: messenger RNA, 3879 nt
Organism: Vicia faba (fava bean)
Lineage: Eukaryota; Viridiplantae; Streptophyta; Magnoliopsida; Fabales; Fabaceae
Source: the annotation of a GenBank genome assembly